AUGUCGUCAUUGACAAUGUCUAAGAAUUCAAGCGUCAAGUCAAGGAGAAACACUGAACACGACCGUGUGUAUGUUGAGGACACGCAUACGUGUGGCUGGACAAACGACUUGAACGAGGCGACAAGGAGUACAACUGGCAGGUUGUCAACAACAGAUUUCGCUAUGCGGUCCCCAGAGAUCAUACCUAUGGCGUGUACUACGGUGGUCAUUGAGGGGCAAAUGCCCUCCUAUAAAAGUUACCAUUUUGGCAGUUACAACUAUUAUAAAAUGGACCAGAAAAUCGGAGUCGAUGAUAUCUACGUGUCAAACACAGGCUGUGGAAAGUGUUUUAUAGAUGUUCCCAGAUGCCCCCUAGCGACUUAUACAGCCAAUUUUGGAGACGAACGAGUCUGUCUGUAUUUCAACACCACAGCUACUACUUGGUCGAAAGCAGUGAAAUCUUGCCGCCAGAUGUCGCCUUUUGGUCACCUGGUCAGUGUUGAGAACGAAGAGAAACAGAAACUAAUUGUCAACUUCAUCAAUAAUCAAGGAGAUUUUAAUAUUGCCGCCCAACAUGGCGGCGUGUGGACUUCCGGUGCCGACCUGGACACAGAAGGAAGUUGGAGAUGGACCAACACUGACAGAGGAGUGAACUACACGGACUGGAAACCAGGACAACCUAAUAAUGUCGGCGACCGACAGAACUGUCUCGUCCUGGAUUAUCCCGAAGAUAAUUACACAUGGGGAGACGAAUACUGUGAUCUGGAGAAACCAUUUAUAUGCCAGAUGUCGUACGACCGGUCUGUUGUAGAUCGACCGCAGUAGUUCUGCAUAAUCACAUACAUGUCAAGUAAAAGA
Molecule: messenger RNA, 837 nt
Organism: Liolophura sinensis
Lineage: Eukaryota; Metazoa; Mollusca; Polyplacophora; Chitonida; Chitonidae
Product: C-type lectin-like
Exons: 5
Coding region: 1-804 (267 amino acids)
Source: RefSeq, a predicted model, not a curated record